GUUGUAUAUAAUGAACAAUAAAAUUAUAUACGUAUUCAGUCCCCAGUUCAUACUAGCGAGUUUGUUUUAGUUGCCUCUCAAAUUUCAUUGGUGAAAGGACGUCCGUCUGCUUCUGUGUUUCGUUUUUAACAUGAAUGAAACUUACUGCGUGGACCACUCGUAAUAACAACUGUUUAUCUAUAGAGCUGAUUUAUUUGAAGUGAAAAUGUUCCGGACGUCUGCAACUCUUACUUUUUGUUUCUUUUACAUUGUAUGCGUCUCAACCAAUUUAAGAUCGAUUGCACUUGACGACGACCUAAGGUAUGAAAAACUCAGAAUAAAAAAUGUUUUGAAAGAGUCAACACCAGAUCUCUUAGCACUAUCUGUGAACGAAUUCGGCUUCAAAUUGUCUAAGUUAAUGAUGAAAAAUGGUAAUAACAGUGACAACAUUGUUAUAUCACCAACAGGAAUAUCUGGGUUACUUGCGAUGACGUUAUUGGGUAGCGUCGGUGCCUCCUAUCAGCAACUCGCCAAGGUUCUUGGAUUUUCCGAAGAUCUAAAAAUAAACCGCGAAAACCACGAACAGUUCGGUGACUUAUUGAGGACAUUGAGCUCACAAGAGCUGUCCAGUACGACCCUGUAUGCGGACGCUAUUUUCACGGACAGUAGCUCCUCAUUGCGACCGGCAUAUCGCUCCUAUCUGCGGAGGGUCUACGACGGAGAGGCGUUAAGUGUUGAUUUCAAACAAAACGUUGAAGUCCAGAUGUUGAUUAAUGAAUGGGUGAGUAAUCAUACAAACGAAAAGAUUCCCAAGUUCCUGCAACAGCCCCUACCCACGGACACUAAGGUCGUUCUGUUGAGCGCGUUGUACUUCGCUGCACAGUGGAAACAUCCGUUCAUGCCAGAGUUCACUAAAAUGUUACCGUUUCAUACUCCUAAUGGCACCGUGAUGGUAGACCAAAUGUUAAACAUGGGAAGUUUCUCGUAUAUCAAUUCUCACGACGAUGGUUUGCACAUGAUAGCCUUUCCUUACAAUGACAGUAUGAACACGAUGUAUGCCAUACAGCCUCGUCGACCUCAUAAAACGAAACUAUCGCAAUUAUUGGAAAAACUCAAUUACACCCAUAUAAAUAAUCUCAUCGAGAUGAUGUCCGAACGGAAAUGUAUCGUCAGAUAUCCCAAAAUGAGCAUUCAAAGUAACGAAAAAUUAGAAGAUUACCUGCAGAUGCUUGGGGUUAAAACAAUAUUCUCACCUGAAGAAGCUAAUUUCGCACUUAUGAUUGACAGUAAUCCAUAUUUAAAUAAGACUGAAGAAGAGUUAAUAAGCCGAUUUAAUACCGGUGAAGGGGGAAAGAUAGAAGAGAGAGAAGAAAAAUCCCUGAAAGAAAUCGUUGAUAGACUUCCUAAUCCCGGAAUAUACAUAAAUACAGUUUUACAUGACGUGAGAAUAAACAUAAAUGAAUAUGGCACGGAAGCUGUUGCGGUUACGAGUGGAAUACUAGCACGUACUGCAGAACAGUUCUACGCAGAUUCUCCGUUCUAUAUGUUUAUUAGAAACGAAAAGACUAAACUAGUGACAUUCAGUGCAAUUAUAUUUGAUCCAACUUCAUAACCAAUAAUAGUUAUAGCACUUCAUAAUAAUUUUAUGUGGACGGUUA
Leptidea sinapis is the source of this 1637-nucleotide messenger RNA. It is a transcript of the gene serpin-13, whose product is annotated as leukocyte elastase inhibitor-like. Bases 206 to 1591 code for a protein of 461 amino acids. NCBI's taxonomy places the organism in Eukaryota, Metazoa, Arthropoda, Insecta, Lepidoptera, Pieridae. The record is from RefSeq and is a predicted model, not a curated record. The transcript is spliced from 9 exons. Gene Ontology annotation, molecular function: serine-type endopeptidase inhibitor activity.